CUCCCUUCACGUAAAACGUCAGAGGAUGCUUUCAAGAAAGGUCAAACUACAUGGGGAAUUCAGCUCAUUGUGCAACAUGAAGAUUCUUAUUGUUUUGCUAGCGACCAUGUUGGUUUGUUCAGCUAACUCUGGGGAAAGAGAGAGGAACUCAGAAGUACUGGACUCAAAAGUACUGGACUCAGGCUUAGUUCGAGAGAGCCGUUCAUGUGGUGACAGGUUUCCCUUCCAAGCCUGUAGCAUAGCUCGGCGUGUGCGUGCUCACUGCAAAAAGCUGUACUACAAAAUUGGCUGCAGACGAAUGUGCGGACUCUGUUGAUGGUUUUGAACUGGCGAGACUGGUGUGAGCCAAGAUGACAAGCCGGAGUGUUCUUUAUGAAGCGAUUAUUUCAUUGGUACACAAUGUAUCUGUUAAAAACAUUCUUCAAGGGCAAUAAAAAUUUGAAA
Molecule: messenger RNA, 444 nt
Organism: Stylophora pistillata
Lineage: Eukaryota; Metazoa; Cnidaria; Anthozoa; Scleractinia; Pocilloporidae
Product: U-actitoxin-Avd9a
Source: RefSeq, a predicted model, not a curated record